This is a messenger RNA of Electrophorus electricus (electric eel), 1800 nucleotides long. Its product is annotated as dnaJ homolog subfamily C member 16-like. The record is from RefSeq and is a predicted model, not a curated record. NCBI's taxonomy places the organism in Eukaryota, Metazoa, Chordata, Actinopteri, Gymnotiformes, Gymnotidae.
AUCAUGACCCUCUACAGGGUCUCAGACUAUUCACUAUUCCUUCUUAAACGUGGACAAGCACCGGAAGUGGAUGGACCUGCUUCUGGCCAUGGCCCUUGGCACCAGGCACUCGGACAUGGAGUUGAACGAGGGCACGUCCUCCCACGAACCGGACUAUACGGGCUACGUGCUGGCCCUCAACGGCCACAAGAAGUACCUCUGCCUCUUCCGACCUGUGCACGUGGACGACAAGGAGGACUCCAGCAGGUCAUCUGACGAGGACGCCAGAGCUCCCCGGGCAGGGGUGAAGACGAGGUCCAAGGGCAGCUCCCGGCGGCAGACUUCCUCCACGCCGCAUGUGUGCAGCAAGCUCGAGCGACUGAGCCUCUGGAUGGAGAGGCUGAUGGAGGGCAGUCUGCCUCGGCACUACGUCCCAUCCUGGCCUGACCUGGAAGCCCUGCAGAAGUGACCAGGCUGACGGGAUGCCGGGAGUCUGGGCCGGUACGUACGUGCCUCUGUCCAGUGCUCACAGUUGCAGCAGGUGUGGGGAUCGCAGGGGGAGUUUAUGAUAAUGGGUAGCAGGCUUUAUUCAUGACUGUGAGAUGACCGUCAGUACACUCUGUCUAAGAUGUGAGGUUUCGUUAGGGGAUUGUUACUGUUUUAUUGGAUUAUGCACUGAAUCACUAGCGAGCUUGUUUUUGGAGCGCUGCGUGUGUGUUUUGCUGUCAAAGCAAGUGCUGCACUACCAAUGAAUUUAAUUUCCAAAGACCUCAUUUGAACUGCUGCUUUAUGCUGUAGGAACUAGUGUCUUAAAUGGUUUUGCCCUGGUAGGGAAGAGGAGAAAGCCAUCCCAAUACUCUGAGGGUACUUUUGUUGUUUAAUCCCGGGCCUGUAAGUAAUUUAGAAUCUGCUCGUUCCUGUUCAUACUAGACUCUUUGAACUGUGUAACAGCAGAUUCAGAAACGGUACCAAAUGGAUUAAUGGCCUGAAUAGUAGUCCAAAUGUCAUGUGUGCAGGAGAUUAUUUUAACUACAAGCAUUUUUUUAUAAUGAACAAAAAUCACCUCAACUAUAAGAUGAAUUCAAGGUGCAACGUGUAGGGUAUCUAAGGGACGUGCGUGUCCAUUUUCCUGAGGAUCAUGCUGUCGAGAUGUGAACUAAGCACCUGAGCUAGAUUGAUCGUCUUUUACCAUCUGGUCGGUGAAUCCAUGGCCAGACACGCGCGCCAAAAUUGACCAGUACCGCUAAAGCGCCUGUGAGAGUUUCCAGCUGGUUGGGCAAAAGCUAUUUUGGAAACUGUGCUGGCAAAUCACUGCCAGUCACUUAUAGGUGUUCAAAACCGAGCACUGUUUAACUGCUUUUUGAAUAAAUUAGUCUACUAAAUUAACGUCGUUUAGUUCUUCCUUAUGAGUAAGAUAUGUACGUGCGUGCAUGAAAUGAAAUGUCACGGUUGCCUUGAAGCUUUGUUUGGGAGACUUGACUCGUUUCUAGACGUCACCUUUCCUUUAACCCUUAAAUUCAGUUUAUUUUAGGCACCUUUAAUGCCUUUCCCCCCUGCAUGUUGCACUUUGACAGCUUUUUAAAUGUUCUAUGCUUGGGACAUUUUCAUUAAAAAAAAAAGACUUCAGUGCAAUGGUUUACAAAAUGUUAUUUGACCGUAUUGCAUCUAAAUGACUAAUUCUCAUAUGAAACAGCAUAUGAAAAUCAGGGUUUAGGAUGUUGAAUACCCACAUCCCCUUUAUUUAAAAGAUGUUUUAUUUAUAAGAUGUUUGUCCUGUUUUCCCCCAAAAAUGUUUAACUUAAAUAAAGUUUACACAAAGGC